AUGACUCUGCCUUCUGGACUACGUGGCUUCCCAAGUUUCGUUUUUUUCGUUGCAAAAAUCGGAGCUAUUUUGCUUCUGGCGUUCCACGGAAUGCUGGCUUUUAUGCUGAAUAUCGCAAACUUUAAUGCGGUGAAGGAAGGAGGACCGCUUAUGAUGAACGUGGUGGGAAAUGUGAAGCAAGUGGUAAUGAUCAUCCUGUCCGUAGUCCUGUUCAAUAAUAAAAUGAAACCGAUCGGAGUCAUUGGAUCGGUUAUUUGCAUUACUGGAUCAAUGUGGUAUUCUAUGGGUAGAAUUGGGGUGUGGGAGUGA
Molecule: messenger RNA, 309 nt
Organism: Blastocystis hominis
Lineage: Eukaryota; Bigyra; Opalinata; Blastocystidae
Exons: 2
Coding region: 1-309 (102 amino acids)
Cellular component (GO): Golgi apparatus
Molecular function (GO): antiporter activity
Source: RefSeq, a predicted model, not a curated record